AUGGACCUUCUCCAAGGAUACGAGUCAGCGACCUCGGACUACGCGCCGAGCCCACCGCGCUUGAAGCGCAAGGCCGCGUCGUCGCUGGCGCAUGCGAUCAAACUGCCGACGCCCAAUGCAGCCGCUUACCAGCCCAAACGGCGGGCCAUCGCACGCGCUCCAUCCUCCGCGCCCAAGGAUCCGGAGCCGCUGCCAACGUUGUUGGACGCUGGCACGGUACCACCAGCCGCCGCAGUCAGUGACGCCACUGUCCCGUCUCGCGAGCUCCAGCGCUGGCGUGCUUCAUACCGCAUCAACUGCGUGCGCUGGAACCCACGUUUCCCGUCGCUCCUCGCCACGGCCGGCAUGAGCUCGACCAUGCACAUCUUCGACGCGUUUCGCGCCGUCUGCAAGCGCCAGCUCGACGGGCUGCAUACCGACGCGAUCAAGGACGUUCAAUGGGUGCUCGAUGGGCAAAGCCUCGUGAGCGCCAGCUACGACCGGACCCUCGUGCACGUCGAUGUCGAGACGAUGCAGGCCCGCGCCACGUAUACUGGUACGCACCGCUUCACAGCGUUGGCCAUGCACCCCAGCGACAUGCACCUCGUUCUUGCCGGCGACGACGCUGGGCACGUCGUCUGCUGGGACCUGCGAGACCGGCAGCCGGCCCGAGCGCUUCAGCAGACGUGCGGGGAGGUCCAUGCGCUGGCCUUUCUCCCCGAUAUGGCCUCGCCUCGCAGCCGCACGCAGUUUCUCUCGACCAGCACCGUGACCAAGACAAGUGCGGCGGACAAGGCGGUCGCCGUCUGGGACUUUGACAGCGGCGCGCUUGUCAAACAGUGCAUCUACAGCCAAGGCUAUACAUGCUCGUCGAUCAGCGUGCAUCCGACGGCGCCGUAUCUCGCGCUUCAGUCGCACGGCAACUACAUUGCGACCGUCUCGACACGGACUCUCAAACUCUCCAAGAGACGCUACGAAGGCCAUACGAGUCAAGGCUACGGUGUUCACUGCUCGUUCAACGCGACGGGGUCGCUUCUCGCGUCUGGCGAUGUCCACGGGCACGUUUACGUCUACGAGGCGCAGCGUCCGCGCCUCCUCUUCUCGGCGCGUCCCCACACCAACGUGUGCAUGACGGUGCAGUGCCAUCCGCGGUACCCCCACGUGUUAGCGACCGGCGGCUGGGACAAUAUUGUCACGGUGUGGACAUAA
Saprolegnia diclina VS20 is the source of this 1188-nucleotide messenger RNA. RefSeq lists its product as hypothetical. The transcript has 5 exons. The record is from RefSeq and is a predicted model, not a curated record. Bases 1 to 1188 code for a protein of 395 amino acids. NCBI's taxonomy places the organism in Eukaryota, Oomycota, Saprolegniomycetes, Saprolegniales, Saprolegniaceae. Gene Ontology annotation, molecular function: protein binding.